Messenger RNA from Owenia fusiformis, 1943 nucleotides. The record is from the annotation of a GenBank genome assembly. Lineage: Eukaryota; Metazoa; Annelida; Polychaeta; Sabellida; Oweniidae.
CGUAUUUCACAUUGCUUGUUGGCAGAUGAUCCAAAAUUUCUUAUAAUUGACGUUUAUAUCCAUCAUACAACAGAUGGUGGCUAAAGAUGGGAAACAUAGAAGCACAUGAUCUUGCUCCAGUUAGAGAUGAUGAGCGUAAAGAAUGCAACCUGAGUAGAAAAGUGACCUACAAGCAGUAUGUCAAGCAUCUACAGGGAGAUUUCUCAGAGGCCUGUAUGCUGGAAUGGCCCUGGAACAUCCGUGAUGCAGUGUCUUUGUACGAGCGUUUUGAUGCAUCGUUUCAUCGACUUCCAGACAUUCCCCCAGAGCUUCCCUUACGACUUCCACAUCUUCACUACAUCAAUCUUAGUCAUAACCAAAUAACUGAAAUUCCAGAAAGUUUUGCUUUACUUUUCCAUCUACGAACUGUGCUGCUGAAUAAUAAUGCCAUCAAAAAAAUACCAAUGUCAUUCAUACAUCUAGUCAAACUUGAAAAAUUGGACGUAUCCCAUAAUAUCCUAAGAGAGCUUCCUGAAACCAUGGGAACGAUGGAGUCAUUACAGCGGCUCAAUGUAAGCCACAACAAAUUGAAAACUCUUCCAUUGAGUCUUGGAAAUUCUAAGAUUAUCAAAGUCAUAAUGGCAAACAAUAAUAGAUUGGAAACCCCACCACAGAGUUUAUGUGAUUCUGGUUCAGAAGCCACUAUCAAGCACCUCAGGAAAAUAUGCCCUAAAGAGAACUAUGCAAAACCUACUAACGUUAAAGUGAAUGUGUUUAAAAGAGUGCGCGGAAAUCAGUUGCUUAGCAGUACAGUGCCUAACCCUCAGUCUGCUCAAACGCAGUACAUCCAGCAGCAGACAUAUACAAGCAACACAGUGAUUAAAAUCAAAACACCUCUCUUGCCACCACUUGGAUCUAGUCAGUACCAGGCUUAUGAACUUAGAGAUAAGAUUGUUGGUCUUAUCUAUGGUGCUGCCAUAGGAGAUGCAAUAGGCAUUGCAACAGAGUUCAUGAGUCGCGAUGAGUGCCUUUUCCACUAUGACGUCAAUUCCUUGAAAUACACUGACAUAGUACGAGACCAACAUAGAGUGCAUUGGAAACAGGGUGAUUGGACAGGAGAUUUUGACCAAUGUGUCUUAGUGCUAGACUCCCUGUUACAUUGGGGUGGUGUCAUUGAUGAGCUAGACUUUGCUAAGCGCCUAGAUGAAUGGUACUAUCAUGGCUUUCCAGAACUCAAGGAUGUUGAGGGAUUCACCCUGUGCAAUACAAUUGUAAAGGCUGUCAAUGACCCAAGUUUCCUCUCCACCCCAUAUGUUGUAGCAGACAGCAUUAUUAAUUUUAGAGACUGUCAUAUAUCUGACAAAGAAAAGGAAUCCUGUGAAGAGUUUGCAGACAAUGGCUCUUUGACAAGGUGCCUUAUGUUAGCCAUUCCACAUUUCCACAAUAUAGAUGAGGUGGUUGCCAAUACAGUUAGAAUCACCAAGGCAACUCAUGCAGAUGAUAGAUGCAUUGCCAGUGCAGUUACCAUAGCAACAAUGCUAGCUCUGAUGCUUCAGGGACAGCACAUAUCUAAUGUGGAUGAACUGAUAAAUGCAGCAAAACAGCAAGGACUGAAAUAUCUCACAGACAUCAGACAUAUAAAGGAUUUUGAAGAAUAUUGCAGCUACACCGAUCUGAACAGUUUAAAUGUAACAGAGCCUGAAAGGAUGAGCUUCACCUUCAAGCCAUUGGGGGCAGCAGUUGUUAGUCUACGAGAGACAAAAGAUUUUAGGUGUGCAGUCAGUGACCUCCUUAUGUGUGGAGGAGACAGUAAUACAAACUGCUGUGUGACUGGGGCCCUGCUAGGCUGUAAGGUGGGCUUUGCUAGCCUACCCAUGGAAUGGGUUGAGGGAAUUAGACCCAAGCAAAAAGACUGGUUGAAUGAGAAAAUCAACUUGCUUUUGGACAUGAUGGGAAUACCUUAA